Molecule: messenger RNA, 4995 nt
Organism: Prinia subflava (tawny-flanked prinia)
Lineage: Eukaryota; Metazoa; Chordata; Aves; Passeriformes; Cisticolidae
Gene: FAM124B
Product: family with sequence similarity 124 member B
Exons: 2
Coding region: 1103-2650 (515 amino acids)
Cellular component (GO): nucleoplasm
Source: RefSeq, a predicted model, not a curated record
UGUAUUUUCAGCAUUCCUGUUGUAGCUUAUGCAGUAAGCUAAAUAAAGUACCAAGAAAAAAACCCCUUGGACCUUGAUUAAGGCUGCUGAUUACAUGGGUAUCUCAGGGAAAAAAAAAAAAUAAAGGAUGAAAAAGAAGCAAAGAGGGCACUGAAAAUGGGAAGCCUGGUACCCAGCUUUUAUGGGCUAUGUACAAUAACCCAGGACCUGGUUCCCAGUUGGGCAGUAAGCUUCCUUUGUUGUGAAGGGUGUAACUAUGAAUCUGAAGUUUUUUCCCAAAGCUCCUCUUUCCUGAUUUAUAUCUGCCCUUAUUGUUAUCUGUUAUGUUCACAUGGUUGGGUUUUUUCUUUUGUUAUUUUGUUUUCCUUCCUUGUUUUCAAAGAAUAGCUUAUCUGUGUGCCCCAGAAGGGUGGGACUCACAGCGAUCACGGGCUUUUUGCAGUGAGCCAAGGCCAGCCUGCUGACUACAGGAAAAUGUGCUGAGGGUUUGAGCCAUGAGUGCCACAUGGGCUUUGCAAAAGGCAGUGAUUGCACUGGUGGGGCUCACCUGGGUCUGGAGAGGCUGCUUCCACCGCCGGGAGACAAGAGAGCAUCACCUCAUCCUGGAAAAUACUGCUUGUGUUCUCUGCUGUGCUUCUCUGCUGUCCUGCGCUGGGAACCACAGGGGCAGGAGGACACAGAGCUGUUUCUGGACACUUGGGCUGUGUGUACUCAGUGAUGAGAGCUCCAGAGCUGGGGAUGAGCCUGGAGCUGAGCUCUGCUGGGAUGUGACCUGGGACUGCUCUCUUAAAGCCUUGUCACUCUGCAGCUGUGUUUAUAAAAAGACUGGACAUGGCACUUAGUGCUGUAGUCUAGUUGAGGUGUUAAGGCAUAGGCUGGACUUGAUGAUCUUAGAGGUCUCUUCCAACCUCAUUAUUCUGUGAUUCUGUGAUUCUGCGUGUUCCCUGUGCUCACCCACGUGUUUCCUCAGGUUACUGCAAAGCCUGUAGGGGUCUGAACUCGUUCUGGCCAAGGCUCAGAGUACACCCUCGUGUCCUUGAGGCAAAGAGUAGAAGGCAGGCAUCAAUUUGUCUGUUUUAAUUUUUUGCCAGGAGUCUUUGCAAUGGAUGAUGGAGCAGAGUCUCUGAUGACUGUGCAUCUCCUCACCCAUUUGGGACACUCAUUUCCCCUGCAGCAAACUCUGGACCGGCUUUUGGAGUGGCUCUGCCUGGACAUUCGCCUUUUCCUGGUGUCUGAGCGGAUUCCCCCACGGAAAUACUAUGAGAGGCACCGCAGGAGGAGCUGCAGCUUCCCCGGAAUAUCCGUCGUCCUUUUUCUGCGUGAGGACUUGGGAGAGGAACGGGUUUUCCAGGUGCACGAGCUGUUCCAGCGCCCUCCCUGGCGGUUCCAGUGUGCCCAGUUUGCCCAUGGGCACAGCCCCCCGUGUGCCCCAUGCCACCAGGACUUCUACGGCCUGGACGAGCAGCUGCCCGUGUGGGGCAUCAGGCGGGUGCACCGCGGCCCCGAAAUCCUGCGGGUCACGCUCCACUGCAGCUUCGAGAACUACGAGGACGCGGUGAGGCUCUACGAGCUGAUCCUGCAGAGGGAGGCCACCCUGCAGAGGAGCACCUCCAGUGUCUUUGUGCUGCACGCCACCCGCGAUGCAGCAGUGCAGCUGUGCCUGCAGCAGCUGCCCUGCGGCGUGGCAGCACAGCCCCGCGACGCCGCAGCCCUGCAGUUCAAGGUGCAAGAAAUGGGGCAGCUGGUGCCCCUCCUGCCCAACCCCUGCGUCCCCAUCAGCAGCACCAGGUGGCAAACACAGGACUAUGAGGGAAACACAAUUCUGCUCAAGGUUCAGAGCAGCUCCAGGACCCUCGAAAGAAACAUCGGGCUUUCCCAGCAGCAUACCAAUACAGGCGGUGGGAGGAUCCCGCAGGACUGUACGCCAGCCCCUGUCCCUGUAAAACAGGGCAUUGCUGGGCGGAGAAGCCAGGAGAUCAGAGCGCUGGAGGGAAAAGCAGAGUCCGGAGCAGCCGCAGCCUGUGAGCGGGGCAGCAGUGACCUCCAGAGGCUCCGGCGCUCUCCUGGGCUGCAGGCUCCUGUCCCGGACACCCGCGGGCACCGGGCAGCCCGCACCGACCCGGACAUCGGGCUGGCCCUGGGGACUCCCGGGAGCGCCCGCUGCCCGCUGAGCCACUUCCCCAGGGCCCUGCGGAGCAGCCUCCUGCCGCCGGCAGCGCCCGGGGCCGGCCCUGCCCAGGCCGGCUCUGCCCUGCCCGGCCCUGCUCUGCCCGGUUCUGUCCUGCCCGGUUCUGCCCCUCCCGGCUCUGCCCUGCCCGGCUCUGCCCUGCCCGGCUCUGCUCAGCCCGGCUCUGCUCUGCCCGGCUCUGCGCAGCCCGGCUCUGCCCUGCCCGGCUCUGCCCGGCCCGGCUCUGCUCGGCCCGGCUCUGCUCAGCCCGGCUCUGCUCUGCCCGGCUCUGCCCUGCCCGGCCCUGCCCGGCCCAGUUCUGCCCAGCCCGGCCCUGCUCAGCCCGGCUCUGUCCAGCCCGGCUCUGCCCAGCCCGCCCGGCUGCGGGGCAGGAGCAGCGCGGCGGCGCCCGGAGCUCCGCAAACCCCGCGGGCCGGCCCUGCACACCCGGCAGAGGCCGAGGAGCAGGAAUUCUUUAUAUGACUGAAAUCAAACGUGCCAUCCUUCCCAAAGGACAGCGCCGCGCUUUUGGGUGUGCGGUGACUGCUGCCUCUGUAGCUGUCACACCCCACUAGGGGUCACUGAGGCAGACACUGAAUUUCCGCGGAAGGAUGCUAAGGAGGCUGCAGGAAUCCUAACACUGUAUUUACAGAAAGUUGUUGUUUUGUUUUUUGUUUUUUGGGGUUUUUUAAAUGCACAAUAGGUGAGCAAUAUGUUGUGCAUUGAAUAGGAAUGAGCCAUAUGACUCCUACAGCUGUUCUAAGAUGCUAAAAAAAUGGACAGUGACCUCUUCAGAUGUGUUUUGCAGGUGCAGCAGCCUGAGCUGCCCAAGCAGCUGGAUGCCCCCAGCCGUGGGGACUCACUAUCCCUUGCCAGGACACACUAGAACAAGGUCAUGGCACAGUCACAGUGGUUAUGCUGGUUUUCCUUUGUGCUCCUUCUUGCUUCUCCUGUGGUUGGUGUUUAAAAUCUAUCAGUGUUGUAAAUUUUAUGCAAGAUUUGAAACAUAAGAAUAUCCUUUUAAAUAUUUCUCAAGAAAAAUAUUUCUAGCAAGACCCUUUUCCCAACUCAGCACAGUACAUGCAAAAACCACACACUUGAAGAGAAGUGCCAGUAAAACCUUGCUGUUUCCUAUUUAUGUGACACUUAAAAUAAACACAGCAACAGGCCAGGCUUUGUUAAACCAGUGUGCAAUUAGCAGGCAAUCCUAGCUGGGUUUUAAUUAACAGAAGACAAGAGCAGUUAAGAGUCUUGGAGGGAGUUGCUAAAUCCUCCAGAGUAAAAAGGACAGGAGAAAUGAAGUCAUGAUUCAGCAUCAACAGAUGCUGAAAUAACUCCCAUCUUGAUCAGUUUUCUUUCUCAAGUAGGAUUAAAUAAAUCUCAGAGGGAAAGAGAUGGGGAGAAUAUGAAGGAGGAGUGAAAUUAUUCAAAGCCACAUGUGAUCAUACUUACCUUCCAAACAGUACAACAAAGAGGUAUUUUCUCCCUUAGAUAUAUCUGAAUUCUGGAGGGGAUAUAGGGAAGUCCCAGCUGGUGCUGCCCUGCCAGGGGAUGCUCAUGAACCCUUCAAUUUGGGGACCAAAACCUUCAGAACAGGACACUUCAUUCACUGGACACUUCCAAACCUCCCCCAGGUUUUCACGAGCUCCACAAACGUGGUGGACUUUCUAACGAAUCCUCCUGUGAUAUAUCUACAAGGAUGGUUAUUUAAUCUUUGCUAGCACUGGAAACUCAGCAGGGCUUUUCAGAGCUGGAGAAGGUGUGUGGUCAGUAGGGGAGCAGGCAGGAGGAGCUCCCCGUGGUGUGGGUGAGGAGGGGCUGAGAGCAGGGCAGUGCUCUCUGAACUCGAGCUUACAGACCUGCAGUGGGCGUGGCGGGAUAACCAUGAACUUGGGAAUAAAGGCAGGAGUGGGGUUCCUGGGAGAAACAGCUUCAAAGAGAGAUCUCAUGGCUUUCUCUCUACUCUCUCACGCCAAAGGUACCUGAGUGUGAUUAUUCAGCAUAAUCUUAUUUUACCUAAAAGAAAGAAGCAGAAGGUCAGUAUCUAGCAUGGGGGGAAAUGCUUCAUCAUUAGGGGAAAAAAAGGGGGGGACAAUUUCACCUGCCUGCAACAGAUCAUGGAAAAGGGCUUCGAGUCAAAGGAAAAUGGCUCUGAAAAUACUGAUUUUAACAGCGAGCAUGGAAAAUCCAUGUGCUUUAAGUUCAGGAUAUAUCUAGUACAAAUUCUAUAUUACACAGGUAGGUGUGCAAGGUGUGUUGCGUGAGAGGGCAUCUAUGGGCAGAUUCAGUAGUGGAAGGCAAAGAUUCACAUUUUCCAGAUUAUCCAUAUCUUUGCACCCUCUAUUUUAUACUUCUUCUUUGCUCACUGUGCCAUUUCUUUCAGACUUUUCAAAAUAAGUCUAAUAAGGAGCAAGGGUCUGCUGUUUCCCAAACACCCUGAGAGGAGCACCCAGAGAGAAUGGAAGCAUGAGGUGUGUGGGGCUGGCAAGGCUGGCAGCGAGCUCAGCCAGGGCUUCCCAUCCCAUUGCUGGUCCCAGCAAAGCACACUGGGGAAAACAGCCUUGGGGGAAACUGGAGAGGGAUUUUGACAAGUUCUGCUUAGAGGAUCAUGGCAUCACAGCACUGACUGAAGGGGAAUGCAGUGGGAUUCUUACCUUUGGUGUGUGUGGAGCUUGGUGUACAGGAUUCACUCUGGUGGGAAUGGCUCUGCCCUGGCUGUGACCAUUGGGGUAAUGGUGCUGUGGGUACUGAGCUGCUGAUCCCUUUGAUGGACAGCAGCCAAAAUGGUCAGCACUGGUUAAAACCCUCUAAGCAAGAUUUUAAUUUUG